Solanum stenotomum is the source of this 1856-nucleotide messenger RNA. Its product is annotated as phosphomethylethanolamine N-methyltransferase-like. Gene Ontology annotation, biological process: phosphatidylcholine biosynthetic process. Bases 204 to 1700 code for a protein of 498 amino acids. The record is from RefSeq and is a predicted model, not a curated record. Gene Ontology annotation, molecular function: phosphoethanolamine N-methyltransferase activity. Lineage: Eukaryota; Viridiplantae; Streptophyta; Magnoliopsida; Solanales; Solanaceae. The transcript has 12 exons.
AGAUAGACAACCACUAUACUAAAAACAUAACAAUUUACGGCAGCUGAUGCAGCAGAAAGGCAGAAGCUUUAACCGUAGAUCAAGAACAUUUACUAGAUCUCGCAUUGCCGUUGAGGGUUCUUAGUAAACAAACGUAUCUACAUUGUAAUAAUAUAUUACUAUUUUAAUUUAAAUUUUUUCGUUGUCGUUGAUUACCUCCAAUUAUGGCUCCUGUUAUUGGUGCUGCUGGUGCUGGUGCUAAAUCAGGAGAAGAACGCGAUAUUCAGAAGAAUUAUUGGAUGGAGCAUACAUCGGAACUUACUGUGGAAGCGAUGAUGCUUGAUUCAAAAGCAGCUGAUCUUGACAAAGAAGAGAGGCCUGAGGUGCUCUCUCUACUCCCACCAUAUGAAGGGAAAUCAGUGUUAGAGUUGGGUGCUGGUAUUGGCCGUUUCACUAGUGAGUUAGCCAAAAAUGCUGGGCAGCUCAUAGCACUGGACUUUAUCGAUAGUGCAAUUAAGAAGAAUGAAAGCAUCAAUAAGCAUCAUAAGAAUGUCAAGUUUAUGUGUGCUGAUGUGACUUCUCCAGAUUUGAAGUUUUCACCUGAAUCAGUCGACUUGAUAUUUUCAAACUGGCUACUGAUGUAUCUUUCUGAUGAAGAGGUCCAGAGUCUUGUGGAGAGAAUGGUAAAAUGGUUGAAAGUUGGAGGCUACAUAUUUUUCAGAGAGUCAUGCUUCCAUCAAUCAGGAGACCACAAGCGAAAGAACAACCCAACCCAUUAUCGGGAGCCUAGAUUUUACACAAAGGUGUUUAAAGAAUGUCAUAUAAAUGUUGGUGAUGGUAAAUCAUUUGAACUUUCUCUCAUCGGUUGCAAGUGCAUUGGAGCUUAUGUUAAAAACAAAAAGAAUCAGAAUCAGAUUUGUUGGCUAUGGCAAAAGGUUAAUUCUGAGGAUGACAGGGGAUUCCAGCGUUUCCUGGACAAUGUUCAAUACAAAUGUAGUGGCAUACUGCGAUAUGAACGUGUCUUUGGAGAAGGUUAUGUGAGCACAGGAGGACUUGAUACCACAAAAGAAUUCGUUUCUAUGUUGGAUCUUCAACCUGGCCAAAAAGUCCUUGAUGUUGGCUGUGGAAUAGGUGGAGGUGACUUUUACAUGGCUGAGAAUUAUGAUGUUCAUGUUGUUGCUAUUGACCUCUCGAUUAACAUGAUAUCGUUUGCUCUUGAACGUUCAAUUGGUCUCAAAUGUGCCGUUGAAUUUGAGGUUGCUGAUUGUACAAAGAAAACAUAUCCUGAUGGCACAUUUGAUGUGAUUUACAGUCGAGACACUAUCCUUCACAUCCAAGACAAACCCGCGUUAUUCAGAUCUUUGUGGCUGAAACCAGGAGGCAAAGUCCUCAUAAGUGAUUACUGCAAAUGCCCAAUACCAGCAUCGGACGAGUUUUCUGAGUAUAUAAAGCAAAGGGGUUAUGAUUUACAUGAUGUUGCAACAUAUGGCCAGAUGCUCAAAGAUGCCGGUUUUGAUGAAGUUAUUGCUGAGGAUCGAACUGAACAGUUCAUUAAUGUUCUCCAAAAGGAGUUGAAUACCGUGGAGAAGGAACGCGAUUCAUUUAUCCAAGAAUUCUCAGAACAAGACUACAAUGAAAUAGUUGGAGGUUGGAAGGCCAAGCUAUUGAGGAGUUCAUCUGGUGAACAGAGGUGGGGUUUGUUCAUUGCCAAGAAGAAGUGAUUGUCAAAAUGCAGGAUGUACCUGGUUUUCGUUUACGUUCUUAUGUAUCGUAUGUUGUUCAGCUUGCCUUGUAAUAAUAAUGUUCUUACAUCUUUAUGAUGUAUGAUCAACUGUAAGAUUGAAUCUUUAGAUAUAAAUCUUCUACUUCUUCUAUCA